UUUAACAUUUAUUUCAGAUUAAAAAUGAUUGAAAUUUUAUCAAAUUUUUUUCGUUCCGUAAUUGUGCUAACACCCGAAGACCUCCUAUACUCUGUUUAUCUUUGUUUAAAUAAAGUGGCUCCUGAUUUUGAAGGCAUAGAACUUGGUAUUGGAGAUAUGGUAUUGAUGAAAGCAAUUGCUCAAGCUACUGGAAGAACAGUAGAUAAAAUUAAAGCAGAUAUAACAGUUAGAGGUGAUCUUGGGCUUGUGGCAGAAGUAAAGUUAAUAUUGCAACAUCAUCAUCAAAGAAAUUACAGGGAUGUCGUUGAGUCAGAAAUAAAAAUACAAGUAUGCAUAUUUGUAUUCGAUUUAUUAUAUUUAAAUGGUAAAUCUUUGGUAAAGAUGAAUUUAAGAGAACGUAGGGAACUUCUACAUCAGUCUUUCAAAGAAAUUGAAUCAAAGUUUAUGUUUGCUCUUGCGUCUGACAUAUCAUCCACUGAAGACAUUCAAGAAUUUCUGGAUACAUCUGUGAAACAGAGUUGCGAAGGUUUGAUGGUCAAAACUCUGGACGUUGAUGCCAGUUACGAAAUAGCCAAAAGAUCUCAUAAUUGGUUAAAGUUGAAGAAAGAUUAUUUAGAUGGUGUUGGCGACACUUUGGACGUUGUGGUGAUAGGAGGUUAUCGAGGAAAGGGAAAAAGAACCGGCACUUACGGUGGCUUUUUAUUGGCUUGCUACGAUGUUGAAAAUGAAGAAUUUCAGACAGUCUGUAAAAUUGGAACUGGUUUUACAGAAGAAGAAUUAGAAUUGCACAAUACCUUCUUCAAACAACACGUCAUAUCAAAUCCGAAAUCAUAUUAUCGCUAUGACUCCAGUGUUGAGCCGGAUGAAUGGUUUGAACCUGUACAAGUUUGGGAAAUCAAAUGUGCAGAUUUAUCUAAAUCUCCUGUUCAUAAAGCUGCUGUUGGAAUUCUUGAUCCAGAAAAAGGGAUUUCUUUGAGAUUCCCCAGAUUUCUUAGGAUAAGAGAAGACAAAACUCCUGAAGAAGCUACUUCUGCUAAUCAAAUUGUAGAAUUAUAUAAUAAUCAGGAGCAAGUGAAAAAUCAGAAAUCUCAUUCCACCAAUGCAGAUGAUAAUGAAUUCUAUUGAAAAAUCAAAUUCGAAGUAUUUUUGUACAAAUUUUUUAAUAAAAUGUUUUUAAUUGAUUCAUUUUUUUACAAUUUAAUUCAAAUAUUUGAUAGUCCUGUUGAGAAUAUUUUUGUGUGUUUAUAUUCUUCUGUGUGUAAUUAUUGAAUUCCAUUAUCUGUUGUGUUGUUUACAACUGUGUUAAGUAAGAAAAAUGUUGUUAAUAAAAUAUAUUUAUAAAAAA
Molecule: messenger RNA, 1345 nt
Organism: Centruroides sculpturatus (bark scorpion)
Lineage: Eukaryota; Metazoa; Arthropoda; Arachnida; Scorpiones; Buthidae
Product: DNA ligase 1-like
Biological process (GO): DNA biosynthetic process; Okazaki fragment processing involved in mitotic DNA replication; lagging strand elongation
Cellular component (GO): mitochondrion; nucleus
Molecular function (GO): ATP binding; DNA ligase (ATP) activity; DNA binding
Source: RefSeq, a predicted model, not a curated record